CAGGUCAUGAAACCGCCGCUUGCUGGACUCCGCCAGUAUGCCUUGGGUGUUACCAGCGCAGCGCAGACACGCCGCUCCUCGGAUAUUGCUGCAGGAAGCAGUCGGUUUCCUCCGUUCCCACACGUUUGCCGCACGAUGACGACUCUGGUGCGCGCGGGCUCCCUCCCGUCGCGCCUCCUGCAAGCCGCGGCGCGCAAGCGCCCCGUGCAGGCGAUCCUGCAGCACGCCGCGGCGCGGAAGCGACCGACGCAAGUGAUCCUCGUCACUUCUGGAUUGUCCUUGAGGAGUCUUCCCUUCGUCGCAUGUGAUGGAACGGACGCCGAGCCGCCCGUCUCUGACCCGUCUCCGUCUCCGGCGUCGUCGUCGUUGUACAAAGAGGGGCUCAACUCUGCUGCUUCCUCCAUUGUGAAGAGUGUUGUGGUCGCGGUAGCUCUACCUUACGUAAUAAGUGCUGCAGCACCCCAGGUUUUGGCAUGGAUUGGCUUCGGGUCCGUUGGCAUCACGGCUGACAGCAUCGCCGCGUCAUUUCAGAGCUGCUUUGGUACACCCUGGAUAUUCCGGUGUCUUCAGAGCCUUGCCAUGAGGGGAGUGCCGAUGUCUUCUAGCGUCUCAGGCGGCUUAGCGACGGUUGGAGCACUGCAGCUAAGAAACGUUUGUUGUGUGCCUGCGGACAGCAAAGAUCUGCCUGUGGACAGCAAAGACGUGCCUGCGGACAGCAAAGACCUGCCUGCGGCAUAGGGUGUCGAGCGCUUCCGGUAUUUCAAACUCCCCCCCCCCCUUUUUUAUUUUUUUCGCGGAUUUCCCGGGGUUUCUUCCCCUAUAUACCCUCCAUAAUCAACAAAACAAAAAAAACUAAAGAGAAAAUUAAAUAUUACAUAUGCACAAAAACGCUUUUUGGCAAGGGAUAAAAAGUCGAUACGAGGCACAAAUGUGUACCUACACCUUAAAAGCCUUUACCUGAUGCUGAUUUCGGGUUCGUUAUAGCACCAGUGCACUCUAAAUCUGGGUGGGCACUCAAUCCUAAAAUCUAAAUUCCCGUUUUUUUUCCGGCCAGAUAAAGGUAAUUUAUCGGGGGCUUUUAAAAGCGCUCAGAGCACUGUUCGUAUCCAUCUUUGAGUUUUCCACAUUUAAGCGUUUAGGGUGCGCACUAGAACCCCGCACAAAAUACCGGUCUGUCAACAUAUGUUGUGAAGAGCAGCUUGAAACUAUGUGAGCAGAUAAAGUAGGGGUCUCUAGCAACUGCAAUCAGACAUUUUGUGUGUGUUCAAGCUAGCUUUCAUACUACAAAUAAUUGUGGAAGACCUCAGAACACGAGAACAAAAGGAACCAUUAUGACAACAGCAAGGGAAGUUUUGUAAACUGAAGUUAGUUUAUUACAAAUUAGACCGUGUCUCAAGAGACUUUUAUAAUUUUGCUGGUCAUCCUGGGAAAUUCACGGCUUCUUCCCGGUUUUCCCCAGCAUAAUUUUUAUCCCGGAUUUAUCUCAGUUUUCCGGGUCGGUGGCACCUUGUAAUGUUAUGUCCAGUUUUGUACGAGACAUCGCAGUUUUUUGUGCAGAUGAACUUUCUGUGCAAUUUUCGUGCGAAAAACUGCGCGCAUUUCCCCAUUUUUGUUCGAAAUGGCGGACAAGUUCAUCUGCACUAAAAAUUGAGACGUCUCUUAAAAAAUUUGCACAAGAACAUUCUGUGUGCACGGGUACUUUUCUCAGGCAGCUUGUUCGACUGAUGAUCCGUGAACUGUGCCAGAUGUUGAAGGAAAAAUUUGAAUUGAAAUUUGAAAAUACAUUUAUGAGUCAUUAA
Messenger RNA from Thrips palmi, 1799 nucleotides. RefSeq lists its product as uncharacterized. Bases 7 to 738 code for a protein of 243 amino acids. The record is from RefSeq and is a predicted model, not a curated record. Lineage: Eukaryota; Metazoa; Arthropoda; Insecta; Thysanoptera; Thripidae. The transcript is spliced from 4 exons.